This is a messenger RNA of Caenorhabditis elegans, 368 nucleotides long. RefSeq names its product SMP domain-containing protein (gene Y105C5A.13). The record is from RefSeq and is marked reviewed. The transcript has 3 exons. Bases 1 to 345 code for a protein of 114 amino acids. Lineage: Eukaryota; Metazoa; Nematoda; Chromadorea; Rhabditida; Rhabditidae.
AUGAAUCGUGCACAGUCGGAAUCAAACAAAAAACUGGCGGCGUCACAAGAAGCCCGUCAGCCACCUAGCUCACAAGCAAGGCACGGGAAUGCAAAUUCUGCCAACCAAGCCAAAAUGCCCACUACACCACGUUCACAGCCAGGAACCGUCGGAAAAGACAUGGCCGGAGCCCUGGCCGGUCGGCACAACGAUAUGCCUCCAAUCUCUUCAAAUUACCAGGGACGUCCGGGAAAUGCGAAUCCCAACUAUAGAUAUCAACCAAGUGCAGACAACGCACGGAAUGUGGCCGACUGGACCAAAAGCCAUAUGAAAACCGCCAGAGAAAAUGCUGCAGCAAAGAGAUAAUUGAUUUUAAGGAUUUGUUAAUA